AUGUAUCGUCUUAAAAGCGUUCUUGAGAUUCCAUUAAAGGACAGCGUUGAAAAUGUUGGAAUUUCAUCAAUGAGAGCUGCUACCCGUCAAGUGAACGACUUCUGUAUUGAUAUUUGGAAUUUAACACAGCGCUGGGAGGAAUUGAAUCGACAAAGUGUUGAAAUCGUCGAACGGCUUGUCAAUAACCGUCUUCGAUUAGCUUAUUCGAGAAAUGAAAUUAAUUUUGAGAAUUUAAUGGAAUAUUCUUAUGAAGACGACAAUAGUUUACUGUUAAAUUCACCUACAAGUAUUGUUGAAUUUGGUAAUGGUAAUCGAAAAUUUUCAGCGGAUGAAAGGGAUUUAAUUAUUGAAUCGGUAAUUGUUGAUUCGAAUAAAUUAGUUGCGAUAAUUGAAGAAAAUUUCUCUAAAAUUUUGGAAAAGUUGCGAACAGCAGAGCGGAGAUUACAGAGUACAAAGGAGCAUUUGAUUCUCUCUUCGCCGCAUGAUUCUUCUUCCACCGAAGAAUACAGAAAAUUGGAUGAAAUGAAAGAAAUACUUCCUGCUCUCAUAAAUAUGUAUAAUGAUGAGUUUAUGAUUAAACGUGCAUCGAUGAAAGAUCUUGCUAUAUGUCAUGAGCGUAAUUUAUUAAUGACAAUAGUUGCAACAUGGCUUCAUCAACCAUUUUUGGAACAAUUGGACUUGGACAGUCUUCCAGAUGAUGGAGAAGAAGUUUUGUCGAUUCUUAGAGGCGAGAAUGCUGCCCUCCACUUCUGGGUCGAUAUCGCUUUAGCUUACUAUCGACGUGGUAAUGAAGUGGAUUUUGUUCGAAUUUUGGAAGCAAGUGGAUCUGAGGCGAGCCUUGAUUAUCCUGAUUAUCCACGAGAUCAAAUGCAUGCUCUGGAUACCCUUGCUGCAUAUUAUGUUAUCCAGAGUCAUAAGGAGAAAAAUAAGGAUAAAAAGAAAGAAUGGCAAACAAAAGCAACUCUUCUUUACACAACGGCAGACAAAAUUAUUAUGUACGACACUUAUCACUUGCUUGGUCGUGCGUAUUUUUGUCUCCUUGAGGGAAAAAUUGAGCAAGCUGAACAACAGUUUAAUUUCGUCUUGAAUCAGGUUGGAGAAAAUAUUCCCGCAACAUUGGGAAAGGCUUGCAUUUUUUUUCAAAAGAAGGAAUAUCGGAAAGCUUUGAAUUGCUACAAAAGUGUUUUACGCAAAAAACAUGACUGUCCUGCUUCAAUUCGACUUGGGAUUGGUUAUUGUUUAUCGAAAUUAGGCCGAAUUGAUAAAGCAAGAUUAGCUUUUGAGCGAGUUCUUGAAUUAGACUCUGAUAACGCAUCAGCAUUGGUCGCUCUUGCGAUUCUUGAUAUGAAUACUUUGGAAAGUGAUGGAAUACAGAAAGGAGUAAAUUCACUUGGCAAAGCUUAUCAGUUAGAAAAUGAAAAUCCCGUUGUGUUAAAUCAUCUCGCUAACCACUUUUUCUUUAAAAAAGAUUUGGACCGAGUUGAGCAUCUAGCAUGGCAUGCUUUUCAAUUAACCGAAAAUGAAGCUAUGCGAGCGGAAAGUUGUUACCAACUUGCUCGCAGUUUUCAUUUACGUGGAAAUUAUGAAAAAGCUUUUCAACAUUAUUAUCAAGCAACACAGUUUGCUAGUUCAAAUUUCGUUUUACCAUAUUUCGGUUUGGGUCAGAUGUAUAUUCAUCGCGAGGAUUAUGAUAAUGCAAUUUCAUGUUUUGAAAAGGUUCUCAAAUUGUACCCUACGAAUUAUGAUACUUUAAAAAUGCUUGGCUCGUUAUAUGCUCAUUCUGAACCAGCCAAUCAAAAAGAGCGAAAUGAACGACGCGAUAAAGCAAGAUCGAUUUUGAAAAAAGUCAUGGAAAUGUGUCCUGAUGAUGUUGAAGCAUUGAUUGAUUGGGCACAAUUAGUUGAGAAUAUCGAUCCACAGAGAUCGUUAGACGCUUAUAUUAAAGCCUCUAAUAUCCUACAACAAACUCUUGGUGUGGAUGUUCCUCCAGAAAUAACCAAUAAUAUUGCUUGUUUAUACUUUUUAAUGGGCAAAUAUGAGGCAGCAAAAAAGCAUUUUGAAGAAGCAGCUGAAAAAUUGACCGCAGAGGCGGCUGACCAUAAUGAAUUCAAAUCGAUUAAUACAACUAUUACGUAUAAUAGAGCUCGAUGCCUUGAAAUGUUAUGCUAUUUCGAGGAAGCAGAACGUCUUUACAAAAAUAUUUUACACGAAAAGCCAAAUUACAUCGAUUGCUACAUGAGAUUGGGAUGUCUUGCGCGUGAUAAAGGUCAAAUUUAUGAGUCCUCUGUUUGGUUUAAGGAAGGUAUCAGUGUGAAUCAAACACAUGCUGAUGCUUGGUCCCUUAUGGGAAAUUUACAUUUGUCCAAAAAUGAAUGGGCCCCUGCUCAGAAAAAAUUCGAAUACAUAUUGAAACUAAAUGAACAUCAUGAUGAUCCAUAUAGUUUCGUGGCAUUAGGUAAUAUAUGGCUUGAAUCUUUAUCAUCACCGAUGCGAAGGAAAGAAAAGGACAAGGACCAUCGAGAACGCGCUUUAUUGAUGUAUAGCAAAGCUUUGAAAAUUCAUCCAAAGAAUAUCUGGGCGGCAAACGGCAUUGGUUGCAUACUCGCCCAGAAAGGAGCCAUUCAAGAAGCCCGCGAUAUUUUUGCGCAAGUUCGCGAAGCAACUGCUGAUUUCCGUGAUGUUUGGAUAAAUAUUGCUCAUGUUUAUAUGGAACAAAAGCAAUAUGUCGCGGCAAUUCAAAUGUACAAAAAUUGUGUGAAAAAAUUCAGGAGGCAUAGCGAUGCCACACUGCUUCAGUAUUUAGCUCGAGCUUACUACAAGGCAGGCAAACUAAUUGAAUGUCGGCAAAUACUUGAAAAGAUAACUUGUCUUGCACCAGAUGUCAUCGUGGUUAAAUUUAAUCAUGCUUUUGUAUUGCAAAAGUUGGCAACACAAAUUUUGAAAAAUGAUAAAUCUACAUUAGAAAUGGUUGUAGGGGCAGUGGACGAUUUGAAGAUUGCUGAAAAAAUAUUCAAUUUUAUAUCAAAUUGUAAAGAUGAAUUAAUGGGACAAGCGCGGUUAGUAAGUCGUACAGCAUCUGCAGCAGAAGCUCGUGCAUGCAGUGAUCUACUUAAGCAGGCUCAGACAUAUCUUCAACGAGCUAAGGCGCAAGAUGAAGAAGAUCAAAGAUUGCGUCAGAGGCAGGAAGAAGAAAGGCAAGCAUUAAAAAGGAAGCAGGAAGAGGAAAUGAAAGAAAGGGAAGAAAAGGCACGACGCGAACUAGAAACGUUAAAACAAAUGCGGCAAGAAUUUGUGGAAAAAACUAAAGAAAUACUUCGUCUUCCUGCAGUUGUGGAACCGAAGCGACCACGUGGAACUGGAAGUACUCGUAGACGAAAAGAUCGUGGUGAUGGUGAUGACUUUGUUAAUGAUGGUAGCGAUUUGGGAGAUUGGGUUGAAGGAGGAGAAACACGAAAGAAAAAGAGCAGUGAUCGAAAGAAAAUGCGAAGGAAGCAUCGCGAAAUGCGAGAGCAGUCUAGCGCUGAGAGUGAAGGAGAAGCUAAUGAUGAGCGAAAACAAAGGAAGGAACAGAGGACUAAAAAAAGGAGAAGAAAUGAACAAAAACGAGAAUUUGAACUCAGCAAUAAACAAAAAUCUAAAAUUAAAAGUCGGGAAUUUUUGCCUUCUGAUGUUGAUAGUUCCGAUGAGGAUGAUGUAAAAGUAUCCGAUGCUGCUAAAGAAGAAUCAAGUGACGGUGGAUUUCUUGAUGCACAACAGCAAGAACGCGGUUCUGGUGAUAUUACGACUGAUAAUUCCAUUCGUCAUUCAUCUUCCAAUGAAGACGAAGAAGAGUAA
Messenger RNA from Dracunculus medinensis (Guinea worm), 3834 nucleotides. Lineage: Eukaryota; Metazoa; Nematoda; Chromadorea; Rhabditida; Dracunculidae. The record is from the annotation of a GenBank genome assembly.